Blastomyces gilchristii SLH14081 is the source of this 1855-nucleotide messenger RNA. RefSeq lists its product as uncharacterized. NCBI's taxonomy places the organism in Eukaryota, Fungi, Ascomycota, Eurotiomycetes, Onygenales, Ajellomycetaceae. The record is from RefSeq and is a predicted model, not a curated record. Bases 657 to 1262 code for a protein of 201 amino acids. The transcript has a single exon.
CCGUACUGUGUAUAACAAGUAACCCGCCCAAGAUUCAACAGUUCUCUUUCUUCUAUUCUAUGUCGUUGAAACCAGUGGAUAAUUUGCGAAUGAGGCGGAAUUCUCCGUUGACAUCUUCAUUAAAACUCCAUUUUCUCAUCCUGGCCCCCUGCCGUACUCCUGAUUUCGUAUUUCGUAUGUCGAGUCGGUCCCCUCUUAUCCAAUUACUUACUGAGUCAACUGUUCAUGCCAAAAUUUUCGCUGAACAUUACAAAUGCAUAAACUACCUUCUCGGCUAAAUGUCUCAGGAAUGGCCACCGUGAUAAGUCUAAAACAAAAAAAACUUGGGGGUUCGCAGGAUCCAGUUAGCUCAAACUGUUCGUCGUAGAGCUCGAAUAGCACCCCACAUGAAUGCAUGAUCUACCCAGCUCUGCCCAGACAUGCAACAUAUAUAUGCAAAGGGAGUGAAGUUAGUCGAUAUAUAAAAAGCUAGCCAUCCCCCAAACAUUUCCAGUUAUCACCAAAUAUACUGCGCUGGAGGUUACAUGAAUAUUUGAAGUACUUUGUUUCCACGCUCGCCCGAAGCCCCUUCUUAAAUACUCAACCAAACCGUUUAUCAUCGUUUCCUGCCCCGCCCGCUCUAUACAACCACAGCCCACUCACUAAAAAGCAAAAGCAUGUCCGAUUUCAAAUUCACAAACUCAACCCAACCCCUCCCCUCCGCUGCAGACCUGAAAGGCGAGUUCGUCGUCAUCGCCAACCCCUCCACCGACAUCUGGGCCAAACCCCCCUCCACCCACCGCUUCAACGGACCCAUCCUCCACAAGACAAGCCCCCUAUCUUCCUUCCAAAGAGCCAGCGUACACAUCUAUGGCGAAUGGAUCACUCUCUACGACCAGGGUGGCUUAAUCCUCGUCAUGAAUGGUGCCAGUGGCUCUCGGCAAUGGAUCAAGGCUGGCAUCGAGUAUGUCGACGGUAAAGCGUAUAUCAGUGUCGUGGGGAAGGAUCAGUGGGCGGACUGGAGUUUGAUGCCGCUGCCGGCGUCUGGGAAUGAGGAGGCGGGUGCUGGCGCGAGGAUUGAGAUGGUUAGGGAGAAGGAUGUGUCUUUGUGGAUUUAUUUGGUAGAGGGCGGGGAGAGGAGGCGGAUUCGGCAGGUUAAUUGGGCGUUUGUGGAUGAGGGGAUCAAGGAGUGUUGGGUUGGGGUGUAUGCGGCGAGGCCGGCGAAGGUAGGGGGGGAACUUGCGGUUGCUUUUAAGGAGCUGGAGAUUGAGCUUUCGGGUUGAAUUUCUUUUUUUGAUGUGGAUGGGCUUUUCUGCUAUAUAGGGAUAGGGGAAAUGGGGCUUUAUUAGAUAUCUGUUUUUUUUAUAUUUUUUUUAUCGUGGUUUACGAUGUGAUAUAUGGCGGAAUGGGACAAGGUUAUAUAUAGUUUAACCUGUACUCCAUAUGAUAUCCCAUAUCCCCCUACACCGGGGACCGCGUUGCAACCUACUUCUUGAGGUGGAGGCUUUAUUGGCAACACAGUUCACGGCACCCAGUUCAUUGUGACAUAUGUACUGGUAGGUCUGAAAGGAGAGCAAGUACGCUCACCAAAUUCGUGCCUUGUAGUAGAAGUCUCGGAUAUAGCAAUUCCUCGGGCACAACGAAUAAUCGACUCAGGCUGAAUAUUACCCUGUUACUGAGGGGUUAGAACUGAUAGUGAUUAUCAGCAGCUCAAUGCUUCUGAAGUAGGCUGAUUGACUAUAUAUAUCAGUUGUCUUAGAGAGCGAGCUCUGAUUUCUUAUAUCUAACAUCAUUAGAGGCGCGCAAGGUCAAUACAAUAACCACCUCCACGGCCUAAUAAUAAAUUGUUACGUCAUCGGGCACAAAGGUCUCGGGA